Chondrus crispus (carragheen) is the source of this 2862-nucleotide messenger RNA. RefSeq lists its product as hypothetical. The transcript has 3 exons. The record is from RefSeq and is a predicted model, not a curated record. The coding region runs from base 1 to 2862 and encodes 953 amino acids. Lineage: Eukaryota; Rhodophyta; Florideophyceae; Gigartinales; Gigartinaceae.
AUGGGUCCUCAUCUGAAAGCAAGAACACCCGCAGAACUCUGCCGAAUGGGAUUACGAUAUGGCGCCCGGAUGAAGGCCAUGCCACUGGGCUUGUGGCCACCAAUUCCAAUAGCUGAUAUCAUCAUGCAUGGAGGGCGUCGAAAUCUCACAAGCGGUGAAGAACCCAACGCCUUUCGACUAGCACAUGCGGCACCACCAUUCGGUGCCCCAAUUUCUUCGCUAAGCAAGGGUACUAGAUAUGCUUUUGGCUCUGAAUAUCCCGCGGCGUCCCAUUCUAUAUUUUCACGAGUUGCACCUGACUUUCAACCCUCACAAUCCCAUCCCUUUGAACCAGCCUCAUGGUUAAUCGCCUCAGAUUUGUCUUCUCCGUCCUUCAGCGCUCACGACUUCCUUCAGAGUGCUCUAUUUCAAAGAUAUGAAGCCUCUCGUCCCUCUCAUCUUCCGGUCCUUGGCGAUUCAUUCAACGCUGAUGCUGCACUUGCGGCCCUUGACACAGUCGAAUCUGGACUCAGAAGACAGAGAGACGUUUCAAAGCGCGAAGAAGACCUCGCUCGCGAUGAACUACGAAAGGUUUUGCAUUUGUCAGCAAAAAAGAAGGAACAGCUUGUUCGUGCAGCGGACACAGUGUCGGCCAACGUAUCUGCACUUGGUGAGGCCGGGCGCCAGGCCGCCCUCGCACUCAACGCUGAUGUUAGUACUUUGCGAACUAGCGCAAGUCAACUGGCAACGCUGCAGGAUACCCGCGACCUUGUCUCGUUACUGACAACAGAAAGCAGCGAAUUAGAUGUCGUUCGUGUAAGUCGAUUGCUCUCAAAAGCUCGAAACCACUGCGAAGAUGGAUCUUUAGCGGCAGUACUAUCUGAGGAUGAUUAUCUCGUUGCCCGCGAAGAAAUUGAGAGAUGUGAGAAUGAACUAGCUUCCUCUCUAGAUUCUUGGAUGAGAAACUCUGUUGAUGCCGGAAACAAUAACAUCGUCAAAGAAUGUGCCAUGGCUGCGGAAGAGCUCAACAUAUCUGCUUCAUUCAUAGACUCCUACAUAUCCUACAUAUUUCGCUUGGAUCACACUGGUCCUGAUGACAGCAAUGGGGCGCUGAGAGGUAUAGAACACAUGAAUUCACAGGAUAUGCUACAGAAAUUCCGUAUUGCAGCCUGGGAAACUGUGAAUUCUGUCGGAGAGAUGAUACCCUCAAUAUCACAAUCUUUCAAUAAUUCAUCAAAGACCAUGAUUUCUUUAUUGCGUCUGUUGUCGGAGAGGAAAGUCAUUCCGAUUGCGGACCAUACUAUGCAUUCGCUUCUUUCACAGCACGUUUCCACCACAUCGUUGAACAAUGACAGAGCAGAUGACUUCUUAUCUACAACACCAACUAGGUAUGCUACGGCCCGUGAUUCUGUUGAAAUCUUAAGAUCGCUUUCAAUCACAGAGAACAGGGAAGAGAAGAGGGAGGAGGCCGAUUCAGUGCUUUUGCAAAAAAGGCAAGAUUUGACCGUAUGUGGCGAAGUUUUUAAGUCGAUGGGAAAGCUAAGGAAUGACCUCCUUGUCCAAUGUUCAAUACCAGAAUGCAAUCACUCGAAGAUAUUCCAAGAGCAAGGCAUGGACCCAUUUAUUUGCUUCGCAAGAAAAUGGGUUCCUCAACUCUUGAGGCAAGAAAAGGCCUGGGUCGAUCAGCAACUUGGUGCGGCUUUCUUCGAUAUCACUCGGGUAGAAGCAAAUGCUCCCAGACUAGCACCUCGGGAGAAUAGUGAUGCGGCAGCUUAUCAUCGAUAUCGGUCAUUCUACAGUCAAAUCUCGUCCAGAUAUUUGCAAAUGACUGGCAAUGCAAUUGAGAGUACACAUGAAUCGCUUUGCCGUAUAGCAACGAUUUUGAGCACGGUUCUAUCCAUAGAAUCACUGUCUUUAAAGGACUUUGUAGCAUCCUUCACAGAAGCCGAACAGUCUCCAAUGCAUGAGAAUUCGCUUCUUGAGCACAUUUCAGAGUCCGUUCUCAAAGCAGAAAGGUUUCAAGAACGGCGGGAAGUGCUUACUGAAGGGACUGCGUCGCCCAAGAUAAAUACGACGAUGAGUUCGAAACAUGCCAUCGCCGAAAUAUCCGCUGUUCUUCGUGAAAUGCUAGAUGGCUUGGUGAUAUGCUAUCUGGCGAACGCGGAGACAAUCUUGCAAGCAGCCUCUCACCUGCUACCCAUAUCCGAGGCUGAUGCGCAGGCACAUGACCUCUGGGUAAGUGGGGUUUCCCCACUCACAGCGUAUAUGCAAGCUGUUGAAGUUUUAUUGCGAUCAAACCAAGCACUGAGUGAGUUCCUUUUGACUCUUGAAUUCUCCGACCAUGUCUCACAAUUCAGUAGCCCCUCAUUGAGCCCAGAAGAUGAAUUAGCUAUGUACAUUCCUUCAAGAACAAGAGAGCGUCUACAUAGAGACUUGACAACAGGUCUUUCUGAUCUCGGUGCGGAAGCGCAAGUUGGAGUACGAGCUGCGGUAACAUCUGUGCGCGCCCGUUUGUUUGCGAUGCUAUCGUCGAAAGAUGCAAUGCAGGCUUACGUGUCACUGAACCGCGAUGACUCGGCAGUUUUCAACGAGAACCUCAAGCAAGGGCCCUCCAGCCUUGGCAUGGAUGUAGAACCGUCGCCAGCGUUUUUAAAUGCAUCAGCCUUUGUGGAGCAGCAACUACACUCAGUGCUAUCAAAUGUCCACAGUGCAAAUCGAGAAUUUGUCAUUUCAGAACUCAGCGUCAUCGCAAAAGAAACCGUUCUACAACACUGGUGCUUAUGCGCAGGUCCUUUGUUCCUAGCAGGUGCGUUCCAACUCAUUGCUGACGGAAGGGCGAUGGCUAGGGUUUUCCAAGAUCAUCGUCAGAUCGCAUCUUGCUGA